Molecule: messenger RNA, 2043 nt
Organism: Suricata suricatta (meerkat)
Lineage: Eukaryota; Metazoa; Chordata; Mammalia; Carnivora; Herpestidae
Gene: CCND3
Product: cyclin D3
Exons: 6
Coding region: 343-1029 (228 amino acids)
Biological process (GO): mitotic cell cycle phase transition; positive regulation of G1/S transition of mitotic cell cycle; regulation of cyclin-dependent protein serine/threonine kinase activity
Cellular component (GO): nucleus; cyclin-dependent protein kinase holoenzyme complex; cytoplasm
Molecular function (GO): cyclin-dependent protein serine/threonine kinase regulator activity
Source: RefSeq, a predicted model, not a curated record
GGUGAAACCGUUUCUCAUAAAGAGCACAACCCUGGAAGGCUCUAAACUUGGCUGAUAGCGACACCUGCCUGGGUCCCGCUCGGUCCCACUGACUCACUCCUUGGGGAAGGGGCCUGGAACUCUGUACUGUGAAGCUCUCCAGCUUUAAACUCGGGAUCCGCGGCGGACUUUGUAAACACGCGGCGCCUGCGGGGGUGGAGACUGGUACUGUUGAGGCGCCUGGCGGAGGGGUGCACGCCCCUCCGCACAGCUGGAGGGGGCGACCCCCACCUCCCCAAAAACGGAAGCCAGAGGCGGCGGGACAGUGAGGCCACAAUCCGUGCUUCGGGGGACUCACCUGCUAUGGAGGUUUGUGAGGAGCAGCGCUGUGAGGAGGAAGUCUUCCCCCUGGCCAUGAACUACCUGGAUCGUUACCUGUCCUGCGUCCCCACCCGAAAGGCGCAGUUGCAGCUCCUGGGUGCGGUCUGCAUGCUGCUGGCCUCCAAGCUGCGCGAGACUACGCCCCUGACCAUCGAAAAACUGUGCAUCUACACCGACCACUCUGUCUCUCCCCGCCAGCUGCGGGACUGGGAGGUGCUGGUCCUGGGGAAGCUCAAGUGGGACCUAGCUGCUGUGAUUGCCCAUGAUUUCCUGGCCCUCAUUCUGCACCGGCUCUCUCUGCCCCAUGACCGACAGGCCUUGGUCAAGAAACAUGCCCAGACGUUUUUGGCCUUAUGUGCUACAGAUUACACUUUUGCCAUGUACCCACCGUCCAUGAUUGCCACGGGCAGCAUCGGGGCCGCAGUGCAAGGCCUGGGUGCGUGCUCCACGACUGGGGAUGAGCUCACAGAGCUGCUGGCUGGGAUCACAGGCACAGAGGUGGACUGCCUGCGGGCCUGUCAGGAGCAGAUUGAAGCUGCGCUCAGGGAGAGCCUCAGAGAAGCCGCCCAGACCUCUCCCAGCCCGGCGCCCAAAGCCCCCAGGGGGUCCAGUAGCCAGGGGCCCAGCCAGACCAGCACUCCCACAGAUGUCACCGCCAUCCACCUGUAGCCCAGGAGAGGCCCCCUCCAGUGGCCACUGGCAGCACAGGAGGGGACACCGCCACCCCCCUGCCUGCGGGAACGAACCACGCCUGAGGGGGCUCCUUCCUGUUCCUCCCUCGAAAAGCCGAAGCGGGCAGGCCCUCCCUACCCCUGCAGUGUGCACUAAGGGGCCUGGCCAGCCGUGUCUGGGUGGCCUGCCAGGCUCCUCUUUCUCGCCGCAUCUGACCAGCUCCGCUCCUUCCCUGAUCCUAGCUGGCGGUGGGCCAGGCCGGUCAGAAAUGAAAUUCUAGUAGGUAAAAUAUAUGCACCAGCAUUCCUUUUGGAGGCUCCCUUAUUACGGGGGCUCUCAUGUUCUCAAAUCCCAAAAUGCCCCCAGUGCCUUGCAAAGGUGUUGCACCUUCCAGAGUUACUGCGUUUGGAUUGGGGUCUUUCUGAAGAAACUUUAGAGAUUCUGAUAGAUGUGUGAGGGGAAACAGUCUGGACAGCUCCCCCUGACACGCUUUGGAGGCCCCCAUAUAAUCCAUGCUCACAGCUGCUCCCAGGGGGAGGGCCCAGGCCUCUGUCCCGAGGGGCGGGCAAGAACCAACUAAUCCCUCCUUGCUUUGCUUUCUGCUCAGCUUCUCCUGUGUGAUUGAGGGGGGUUAGUGCUGAAGGAAGUUGUUUUAAUUUAUUACUUGCUUUGAGGACAACUGAAAGAGGGUGUGGUGGGGCCCAUCGACCCCACAUGUGGUGGUGACCCUGGUGGUUGCUGCAUCCCUCCCCUCUGCUGCUGGCUAGAGGACCCUUGUGGCCAAGGAGCUGCUACAGCCUGGGGUAGGGCCAUGCCCUCCUCUCCCUCUGGCCCUCUGCCCCAUUCUCCGGGGGUGCGGGGUGGGGUAGGGAUAAACUAGAGGUGACCGGGGCCCCCUGUCUGGAGAGGGAGGCAAGCCCUGUUGACACAGGUCUUUCCUAAGGCCACAAGGUCCAGGCUGGUGGCCCAGGACUAUCAUGCUACCUUAAUAAAGAUUCUGGAAUAAGCCUG